UUCAUUAUUAUCCUAAUAUAAAAGAAACUACACAACAACUAUUCUUUCGCCUUUUUUUUGACGAAUCUACUACAACAGAACAAAUAGCCCUUUUACGUAAAUUAUGGUCUUUGAUAAUGAGUUAUUCCACAAACAAUGAUGAAUAUCUUUAUGCAUUUUAUGGAAGAAUACAAUUUCUUGAAAGUGAUCAAGAAGAAGUUAGAUCGCUCAUGUGGAAAGAGAUUCAAAAUUUCGUUGACAGGUGCAACGACACAGGAAAUACUUGUGAUAAUGAAUCAUCAAUCCACUCUAUGAUACCAACUCUUAGUUCUGAAAUUAUUCCUUUAUACGAUCCGUCAUCAUCAUUACAUUUUACAAAAUCUCUCUCCCCUAUUCCACCUGAAUUUGAUAAUAAUAACAACGAUUAUCUUGGAAUUUCUCUUGAAAGUAUUUGUAAUUCUAUUAAUGAUCCCUUUAUUGUGCAAACAACUAACAAUAAUAAAAUAAAAUCUUCGCCAAUCGUACCUUCUCAACGUAUCCCUCGUGCACAUUUGAAGAAAGAUUAUCAAGAAGGUGGAAUUUCACUACCCGUGUCUCCAAAUGAAUUUACGUUAUCAAGAAUUCAAAGAAGUGAUGAAUCAAUUACUUUCAAUAAUCAAUUUAUGCCAAAUUUAAUGCCGUAUAUCGAUUCAAAUUCGUCUCAUAACAACACACCAAUUAUUGAUGAUGAAAUAGAUUAUUUUCGACAUUUAACUAACGAAGGAACAAAUUUUCUAUGUUUCCAAUCAACAACUUCAUCGCCUUUAUUUUCAAACGAAAAUUGCACCACACCUACUUUUAAUAGUUUGCAACCAUCUCCAUCUCUUAACCCAUUGAAUGAAAUCGAACAUUCAUAUGGUAUACUAUCCCCUACAAAUGAUUAUACACAACAACAAAUUGAUGAAAAAAACUGGUUUUGGAAUAAUUGAAGAAUAAUAUUCCAUUCCUUAUGUACAGUAGAGUUGUAUAUACACACCACUAUAACCAAAAUAAUCACCACAAUCACCAAAUAAGGUAACCCGGCGAUGAUUGAAAUCGUUGAAUUCGGCAAAAAAAAAAAAAUCUUUACCUUUCGAUAAAACUUGCGCUGCGCGGUAAAUUCAGGAAAUUCCAAACAUUAGUCACGUGUUAAAGUAUUUAAAAAUUAUUUAUAUAUUUUAUUUAUAUUAAAUUUUAUGCAAACUAAGGCUGUAAAAAAUAUAUAAUAUAUAAU
This is a messenger RNA of Rhizophagus irregularis DAOM 181602=DAOM 197198, 1231 nucleotides long. RefSeq lists its product as uncharacterized. Gene Ontology annotation, molecular function: zinc ion binding; DNA-binding transcription factor activity, RNA polymerase II-specific. Gene Ontology annotation, biological process: regulation of DNA-templated transcription. The record is from RefSeq and is a predicted model, not a curated record. NCBI's taxonomy places the organism in Eukaryota, Fungi, Glomeromycota, Glomeromycetes, Glomerales, Glomeraceae.